AUGACAGAUAAUAAUUAUUUUCAGUCAUUAUUAUCCGAAUUAGAAAAACUUGAUAAAUCAAAGGAUUACUUAACUAUCAGUAAGACAUUAACUCGUCCAGCUCAUUUACAAAUUAAUAAUAUUAUUACAAAAUGGAUAUCAUCAAAUGACACAUUAACAAAUGAAGAAACGAAAUUUUUUAAUUUAUAUUCAAGUCUUCAAUUAUCUUUUGUUGAAUAUUGUGUUUUUAAUUCGGAUACAAAAACCGAUGUUCAAACAAUAAUUAACGAUCUUCCUGUUAAUUUAUUUCAAAAAGCACAGACUGAUACAUUAGCAAAAGCUGUUGAAUAUAUUCAUAGUGAAGAUUUUAAUAAUACUGAUCAAAAUGAUACAAUAUUAAUUUCUAUUAUGCGAAUGAUAGAUGCUCGAUCAUAUGCCUAUCGUUUAUGUUCUAAAGAACUUACUAAAAUGCCACCGCGACUAUUAAAUGAUGAAAUUUGUGAAUGUCUUACACAUAGUUAUGCAAAAAAUUAUUUAUAUGAUGUUAAAUCAAUAAAUGAUACACAUAAAAAUAUCUCUAUUAAUAAUCAUCAUAAAUUUUUUCUUGGAUGUUGUACAUAUGCUGUUGCAUCCUAUGAUGAAAAUAAAGAUUAUUUAAAAAAACCUGAAGAUAAUAAAUAUAUUUAUUUACUUGCAAAAUAUAUUCGAACGAUGUUAAAUAUGAAAGAUUUUGAAAAAGAUAAAUCAAUACUUUAUUGUCUUCGUGGUAUACUUGCUUUACUUACAAAUUGUGUUCCAAUUAAUAAUUGGAUUCAUAUUAUUAAUAAAGCAUUAGCAAAUGUAAAUGAUGAUGAUGCACAAUUAGCAAAUCCAUUUAAUAUUGAGCUUUUUUCAUUAAUUAUACAUCGAUUAUUAGGAUCAGAUAUUCUUCGAGAUCAAGCUAUACAUUUGAAUUCAUAUACAACAACUUCAUUGAUCGAUAUUGCACUUAUAUUUCUUAAUAAAUGGUUUGAUACUUCAAGUGAUUUAAAUGAUGAUGAUGAUGAUGACGAUAGUGAUAGAAGAACAAAUGAAACAAAUCAAGUUCUUCGUUUACUAGGUUCGGAUGAAGAAUUUAAUAAGAACAAGAGUACAUCUCAAGUAAUUAUACCAUAUAUUAAUGCAAAAUAUGAUCGUUUACGUUUAAUGGCGAUAUCAACAUUAUCAGCAUUAAUGAAUAAAAAAGAUUUUGAUGAAUUACAUAAACAUAAAGUUGAUAUGGCACAAGAUAUUGUUAAACUUCUAUUUCAUUUUAUUGAUCGAGCAGUAGCUCAAGAAGAUCAACGAUACAAAGGAAUAUCAUAUGAACGACUUUUUUGUUAUUUACUUCGAUUUCUUGUUCAAGAUAGUGUUAAAGAACAAACUUUACCAUAUCUUCCGAAAAUUAUUAACUAUGCUAAAAGUCGUCAUUCAUACGCAUUGAAAAUUCUUCGUAGAAUGUCAACAAAUCCAAAGAUUCAAAAUGAUUUAUUGAAAGAUGGUGAUUUAGAACGAUUUUUAAAAAUCGAUGCAGAUAAUUUAUAUGGUCCUAAUUCAAAGUUAUAUAAAUAUAUUGAAAAUAUUCGUCAAAAUCUUACACCAAUCGAACAAAAAGAGUCUCCAACUUCAAAAAAUAUUGAAGGUCGACAAGCAUUUAUUUCCUAUUGUCAUAAAGAUAAAGAUCGAUGUAAUUUAUUUCAUCAAACAUUAAAAGAAAAUAAUCUUUUUACAAAGAUUUGGAUCGAUAAUGAAAAUAUGAAGGAUAAUAUGAUUGAUACAAUAACCGAAGCUAUUAAUCAAUCUGAAAUUGUUUUUGUUCUUCUUAGUGAUGCAUAUUGUAAAUCAGAUGUGUGCCGAUGUGAAUGGACUUUUGCUCGAAGUAAAAAAAGAAAAAUUUAUCCAAUUUUUGUUCAAGAAAGUUUCAAAAAGGACAGUUGUGAUUGGGUUUGGUUUUAUCUUGGUGACGAUUUUUAUUAUAGAAUUAAUAAAGAUGAUGAUUUAAAGCGUUUAAUUAAAGAGUUAAAACCUAAUAAUAAUAAAUUACAAUCACAGAAGAAAAUCUCAAAUGAUAUUCCUGAAUUAUCAUUAGCAUCAACAACAGAACGUGAUAAUUAUCAAGAUAGUGUAGAAAAUCCAAAAAAAGAAAUAAUAACUAGCUGGACAUCGGAAGAUAUUCAAAAAUGGUGCCGUACAAAUGGAUUUGAACAAUGGUGUGAACCAUUAGCUAAAUAUGAUGGUCAAUCUUUACUGGAACUUAAUAGAAUUUUAAAAACUGAUGAUUAUCUAAACAAUUUUGCAAUCAAUCAAAAAAUAACUAUAUUUGAAGUUAUUAGAUUUAAAUGUGAACUUGAUAAAUUAGUAGCAGGAUCAACAAGAAUAACAACAACACAUAAACCAAAAACAAAAAAAGACUUGUCAAAACGUCGUGCAUCAAAAUCAUCAACUAAAUAA
This is a messenger RNA of Adineta steineri, 2448 nucleotides long. Lineage: Eukaryota; Metazoa; Rotifera; Eurotatoria; Adinetida; Adinetidae. The record is from the annotation of a GenBank genome assembly.